This is a messenger RNA of Mycena citricolor, 9527 nucleotides long. Lineage: Eukaryota; Fungi; Basidiomycota; Agaricomycetes; Agaricales; Mycenaceae. The record is from the annotation of a GenBank genome assembly.
AUGGGAGAACACCGCCGCUGUCUUUCAUCUGGCCGUAGCUCUCUGCAGAUUGAGACUAUCGCGAUGGAAUCAGAGUACCAAGGAAUCCCAGAACCCGAGAACGAGGGACCCAUGCCUCACCCCAUCCUGCACGAGCCUCUUCUUUACAUCUCUAACCUCCCCUCAUCCGUCUCUGACGAAAACAUCGCUAUGGCCUUCGCUACCUGUGGUCCCUUCCGCCCCAAAAUACCCCGUGGAGGAGGCGAGGGCCCUGUGAACGGCACAAUUGAAUUCAAGCUGCUGGAAAAGGCGGAGAAGGCGCUUGCUACGCUGCAGUCGAAAGCACUCCCGGGCCUCAUGCCGCCAGUGCCGCUAGUCCUGUCGCCGUAUCCUCCCACGACUCCUCCGACGCCCCUGCCGCCGCCAUCCGCGCUUCCGCGACUCGUCAAGCACCUCCCCGCGGGGUUCACCGACUCCGAGCUGUACGACAUCUUCCGUCCCUUUGGCGCCAUUGCGUCCGCGCGCACGCAGACGCACUUUGGGCAGGACACGGGCAUGAUCGAGUUCUGGAACGAGGAGGAGGCCAAGCAGGCGGAGGACGCGAUGCACUUUGCGGAUGUGCAGGGCCACAAUAUCUCCGUCCAGCUGUACCAACCGCGUCGCACGAGCGGCGCCAUGUCUGAAUUCAACGCGAGCGCGCCGUCAUUUGUGCCGUCUUUCGGAUACGUGCCCCACUCGCCGCCUGCUCAAUAUUCGCCUCCGCGCGGCAGCCCAUACCGACAGCCGAUCUCCAUGCAACCUGGAUCGCCUUUCAUUCACGGGCCUGGUCAACAGGUGCAGCUUGCGCCCGUUGCCGGCCCUGGAUCGGGCAGCCAGAGCGGACUGAUAGAUCCAUGCAAUCUCUUCUGCAAGGUGCCCACUAAUCUGUCAUUCUCCGUUGUUCUGGCGCACUCACGUUGUGCAAAGAACUUGGACCCCGACAUCGAUUCGAACGGCCUCUUUACUCACUUCCGCAAUUUCGGCCAGAUCGUUAGUGCACGUGUCAUGCGGAACGAAAGUGGAGAGAGUCGCGGCUUCGGCUUCGUGUCGUACCAGACACCGGAACAAGGCACGUCCGUCCGCAAGGAUGCUUCUCCGAUUGCCCCGUUGAUCUCUCCCGCAGCUUCGAACGCCAUGCAGCAGAUGAACGGAGUCCUUCUCGGGACAAAGCAGAUUGUGGUCCGCCUGCACGAGCCGAAGCAGCUGAGGCAGGAGAAGCUGGCCCAGCGCUUCAGUGGCCAUAAUGGCCAUCCUAGAAACUCGAGUGGCGCUACUAGCCCUACCGCCAGCGAGGGUGGUGAGAGCAUCGCUGGGUGGAGCCCGCGGCACCCGUCUGCUAAUCUGGGCUCCCCUGUGCACGGUGCUCAUCACGAGCGGGUAGAUCGGGGCCGCCGAGGCUCGGGAAGCUACUAUAAUGCUGCUCUUUCUGGAACCCUCAAUCUCCCCAUGCGUUACGAAGAUUUGUACGCGCUAUCGCCUGUUGUGCGGCAGGAAGUCCUCACCGGCGAGCUGAGCCGGCGCGUGAAAGCAGCCGGAAUUGUGUCGGAGAACGAUAUUGAUGCUGUCGUCAAAGCGCUGACGUCCAUCUCGUUGGCCGAUGUCGUCACCUACCUGGACGACCCUGCGAAGCUCACUCGUCAGAUCGAGGUGAUCCAGCGAUCGCUGCAUCCUGUGGCGCCUUCGAGCAAGUCCCCAUCGCCUUCGGCGUCGCAAGAUUCGAGGCUUCUGGACGUGAAUGCGCUGAAUGCGACGGCCAGUGCCCCGGAACAUCCCUCGACUCCCAUCUCUGUCAACGCUUCGCUCUCGACUCCCCCGCGGACGUCAUCACCCUCCGGCUCUGUGCCACCCGCUUCCGAACGAGAGCGAAUUCUGGCUGCCGUGAGCAAGCUCGAGUCGACGCGCCAAAGCGAGUUGACGGAUCUGCUGAUGAGCCUGCCCAAACGCGAGCGGGCGAUGUGUCUCUUCAACGCGGAGAUCCUGCGCGCCAAGUUGGUCGACGCGAAAAUGGUGCUCGAUGUGUCGGACGACGAGGCCGAGACUCCGGCUGAGACCGUGCAACCCGUCCCGGUCACACCCCAGGCGAAACGGAUCGCUGUGCCUCCAGCAGGCUCGCCCCAGACGCCGGAUCUGUCGUCCCGGGGCCCGAGCGCCAAUGCAUCUCCUGCGCCCGCUACACCCGGUGCGCCGACGCAUACCAUCGCUUCCUUGGCCAAGUUGCCGGCUGUCGAAAUCAUACGGCUCGCAAAAUCGACCACGUCGUCUGGCUUGCCGCUUCCCAAGGCCGAUCCGCUGGUCAUGCAGGCCACGGACGAGUUUAUCGAUGGAUUGAUGGACAAGCCACCCGCGACGCAGAAACAGCAGCUGGGUGAUAAACUUUUCAAAACUGUCAAGUCGUUUGGCAUCAAACAAGCGCCCAAAGUCACCAUCGCCCUGCUUGACCAGGAAGAUCUCCGCGCCCUUGCGCAUCUAAUGAACAGCUAUCCUGCAGUGCUGAAAGACAAAGCUUCGUCUGUUCUUCCCGGCAAGUAAAACGCCGUGCUGUGCAUCCCAUACAUAUACUCUAGCCAACCGCUGCUGUUACCUCUCCACCGUCCUUUCACCUGCUUUCCCAUUUGCAUUUACGACCUUUCACGACCUAUUCUAUUGCUUUUAUCUCCUACAUUCAUUUCUAUUCCCCGGAUGACUCGUAUUCUAGGCAGGAGGGCAAUGCUAAUCGGAGUGUUGGCGAGUGUGUAUAUAUAUACAAGAUAAGUACAGACACGGACUACUACUGGAACGGCAAUCUUAUCCGUGUUAAUACUGCAGACCACUCGUUUUUGCAGCUUGACUGCGGCUGAUUCAUGCACGCGUAGGCAAAGACCUCGCCACGAGGGUUGUGCCUGCGAGGGGCGAUCGCGACCUCCGGUGCUUCAUCAGAGGAGUCAGGGAUAAUGUUAAUGAGGGCGCCAGUGGUACACGGAAAGCAGGCGAUCACCCACAAUAAUGCAUCCUUCACUCAGUCGUGAAAUUAGCGAUGCAAAGGGUUUGGAAGAACGAAUGCUUUUCGAAAUGCUACCUGUUUAGGGUUAGCAAGGCCUGGCAUUUCGAAGGAGACCGUCACAAGUAUCGUAUACCUCUGAGACCCCCACGUGCCAAGCAAGGAGCGUGUGAUGGUUCGACAGGCGUUCGCCCAAAGACGGUGACCUGCUUUGAGAGUGUCCGGAGAUAACGGGCGGGCCCGCGUCUCGAGUCUCGACCCUCCGUUGCGCUCUGGUUUCGCGUCCCGACAGGUCCCGACGUUCAAGAAAUGCCAAAUGAGUGAUGGGGUUCACCUUUCUUGCGGGAAGCUACAGGGUGCCGCGGCCGCAUUUCGGGAGUAACAUUUGCGGAUCUUGGGCUUCCUGUCAAGUGUGGUUCCCACCUCUCAAUAGACUGCCGUUUAUUUGUCGUGGCUGGCACCCUCAGUGACCGCAAGUAAAGGCGUGGCUAUGAGCGUGGGCGCGACUAGAAGCAUGCACGUGCCAUAAUAAGGCCCUGAUGACAUUGAUCGGUUUCGUGAUCGUCGAUCAAUCAUCCAGCUAGGUCCAACUUCUGUCAUCCCUGCCUAAUAUUUUUGGCGUCUCAUGCAGCUACGCCGGCGUCCGCGUUCUUCGUCUCAUGUGAUCACAUAGGGGACUGAGCUGUCUCAACGAGAUUCGUGAUGCCGCCUGUAGGGAUCCCUUGUUCUCGAGCAUCACAUCAGCAUCCUUGCGCUUGGUUCCGGGGCCAAGAGAUCUUUUUCGCGCCGCAUAUCAAGCCCAGAGGAGAUGGUGGGUAUAGGAUGAACUCUUUGAGCCCCCCGCUCAUCCUCCCACUCGAACAGACCAGAGCUCAGGAGGGCGAGACACGAUCUCCCAAUUUAGCUUGCCUUAUCCAGAUGCCUCGGCCUCCUGAGGGUAGCUGGGAUCAUUGUAUCGAAUUUGCGAUCGGUCCUGCCAUCACGCUUGCAAAAUUCCUUGGUGAUGUCUUCUGUCGGCUGUCUGAACGAAUAUAAAAGCAAUUUGGUGCUGUGGCGACACUUGGCCUCCGCCUUUUAUUUACCCAAGUCACUCUCUGAGAUCAUCUCAGCCCGUACAAUCUUUCCACCCCACUCUCGCUACCCCGCCUCGCCUCAAAAUGCAGAUCCGUCUCCUUGCCCUCUUCGCAUUCGUGGCGGUUGUCGCCGCACACAACGGUGGCGACGAUCGCGAGCACUCCAACCACCCAAAGUACCAGGGCCACUCCAGCCACGAGGAGCACUCGGGCCACCCCCAGUACCAGAGCCCCCCUAGCCAUGAGGAGCAUUCCAGCCAUGAGGAGCACGAGGGGCACCCGGAGGGAGGCCACCCGACCCAGCCCCAGCCGCCCCAGCCAUCGUCGCCGAGCAACACUGGAUAUCACUGCCCGGACACCAACAAGCAGGCGCACGGCAAGGUUGCUGAGCUCUGCGAUGCCCCGCCGCACAGCGGCCAGUCCUUCGGAUGCACUUAUCUCACCGGCAAGGGCACGGGAACCCAUGCCUGCACAUACAACUCGCGCACGGGCGAGUGCAACGGCGGCACCAACCGCGAGCACUGCCCCGACUCGGCCAUUCAGCACUUUGGCCACAAGCGCCGCGGGUCCCAUGCCCGGUAAGGGACAUAGACCCGGACCGCGCUCGCCUCCCGGAUGAUCGUCUUUUAUGGAUUGUGUUUUAUUGGCUAGUCUCCGGUUAUCCUGCCCUUAUAUGUUUAGAUUCAUGGACCAUUGCUCGAUACUAUUACUCCCCCUGACUGUCCCGAUAUUGCUCCUCAUCUCCCCGUUCCCUGCUCAUGCACGCCUUGGUUUUACGGACCUUUUCUGACUCACACUCGCCCUGGUAAUCAGUAGACUUUUGUUGUAGUACGGCAUCUGCCUGUUCUACUGUCGUGUCUGGGGCAUACUUCCGCAUUGUCAAGCAUCCAUCACCAUGUCGGUUUCGACACACAUGCCUUGUGCUAUGCGAUUUCAAUUUGCCAGAAUGCUUGAGAUAAGAGAAUGGGGAAAAGAUGCUUAGAGUUUUGAAAUCACGCAAAAGAAAAACCUCUCGUCGUGCGAGACCCUGCCUACGUAACAAGGCAUGGGAUUUGACUACAGGUGUUUUCGUAGACGAGCUCGGAGAGGAGCGUGAAGCGGCCAUUUUGCGCUUGAGACAGCUGUCUGGAAGAUUAGCAUUUUGAUCACAUUUCGAGUCUGAUGGCAAUUAGAUAAUACGAUCUUCCUUGACCAUUGCCUCACCGGUCGCCCACAUACGGACUCUUGUCCCGUCAUUCGACCAUCCCAUCGUCUGAUGCAUUCUGAAUGGCUGAAAGCUCCGUGACCCCGAUAAUGUCGGCAACCCGAUCUGUGUCAAUAGCCCAGCAAGCGGACCUCGUGUUCUCCCUGAUUGAGGCUGAAGUCGAACGGGCUGAGAAACCUCUUCUCGAAACCCUCGAUGCCCUAGCACAGAAACUAGACGCCCAAAACGCCGCCUUGUCCGCGAAAGAAGAACGUACGCUGGCGGUGACGGCGGAACUAGCUGCGAUCGAGUCUCUGUUGCGAACACACGACCUGGCCGUGCAGGUGAACGAACACGGACCCACGCUAUCUUUUGUCGGGGACACAGCCGGUGUGCUCUCUCGCAUCGAAAGAGAGGCGCGGAAACUUGCUCCCGAUUCUGGCACUUACCGAGCCAUCUCUCCCCUUACCAUUGUUCCCUCACUCGUCGCGCUCAUCGCAGAUUGCGCGCGCCGAGUGGCGGCGGCACAAGACGCAGCCUCUAAAUCCGAAAACCAUGUCACUGCACUCCAGGAAGAACUGAGGGAAGGUUACGACGCACUCGUCCAGCUCACGGUCGUUCUCGCGUCCCUCCGGAAGGAUGCCACAAUGAAAGAUCGAGCCCUCGCACAUAUGCGCGAACAGACGGCCGGCUGGAAGAAGAGAGCAUCUGAACUGGAACAACGCAAUGUCGAGACGGAAAGGCUCGUGACGGAGACGGCACGGCAACUGGGCGAGCUUCGGAGUGAUUCUUCGGCUGCAUGGAAGACCCAACGCGCAAAGUUCGAGAAGGAUCUUGCCAUGGAGCGCUCUCUCGUGCAGCAGCUGCAGAAGUCAGCGGCCGCUGCACCAGAAAAAAUGAGGGCCCUGGAGAUUAAUGUAAAGGAUUGGGAACUCAAGCACGAAUUGCAGCUGCGCAACUUGGCGGCUCUUCGGCAUGAAUUUGCGAGCGAACGCAGACGGUUGGAAUCAGAGACGCAGGCGUGGAGGGAAAAGUACACGGAGGCCGAAGACAAUCGCAACGAAAUCGAAGUCCGGCUGCAGGCAGAGUACGAGAGAAAAUGCGUCUCACUGGUGACCGACCACAGCGCUUCCCUUGCUGCUGUCCAGUCUUUGGCCGAUCAGGCGAAGGCCGAAUCAGAAGCUGCGCAUCUCGAGUGCGGCAUACUCCAUGGGGCCGUUCAGCAGGCGGAAAAGAGGGCUUCAAAAGCAGAACAGGAACGGGAUCGUAUCCAGCCAGGUCUGGCAAGAUUUCAUUCUUUAAUGACCAAGAUGGAGCAGGAGAGCAAGAAGUGGGAGGCCGCAUGCACACAAGCGAAAACUCAGAAUGAGCACGACUCUGUGCUCAUCGCCGAACAAGUUUCGCAAAUUCGACGUCUGCAAGUCACGGUUCGUGAUCGAGAAGCACAAUUGGCGAAGUUGCAGCUCGAACGGGAUGGAACGCGCGAGACUGGGCAGACGCAGAACCCACGUGUCGAAAUCGAGCCACAACCUCUCAAGAGUAAGCCAAAUCAGCAGCGUGAGGCAGCCGUCCCCGUAGAGCCCCCGGUGAAUAUGGUCUUGACCAAACUUCGACCUUCCAGGACAACAUCCUCGUCUGGGAGCUCGUCGGCCACUGGCCCAAACAGCUCCCUUGUUGCUACUGCUGCGUCCACCCGCAACGCAACAGUCGUGCGAGGAAUCAGCAGUGGAACCCCAAUCCGGCGGCCUGGUCCUGGUCCUAGCUCGCAUUCUAAGCCUAAGGAUAUAGCUGACAGUGCUAUCCCUUUGAAGCCUUCUUCGGCGCGCAGUAGGACUCGCAGUGGGCCAAGCUUGUCUUCGUCCACCCUUCCUAUCAGGACAUCCGCAUCCAAUCCCGACUCAGCGCUCUCAGGUCCUUCCGAGCCACGGCUUGCAUCAUCAACUCAAUCCAAUGCGUCAACACCCCAUCGUCCACUGGGUACGCUUUUGUCCAGAUCCGACCGGAUUAUGUUUCCGAUCUCAAUCCAAGCUGUUCAUACGAUCCCGCUUAAAAGGCCAGCCCCAUCCCCGCUUGUAUCUGAAAGAAACAAAGCAUUGCGAACGGUUGCUCCCACAUGGAAGCGUAAACCAUCGGUGAAGAUGAUGAGGGAUCCACCACCAUCACAGCCCAAGUCAUGACUCUUAUGUAUAGCCGUGUGUUAUCUACUAUCUAUUUCCUACACUUUGGUACUUCUGUAGAGCCUAGAGGGACUUGCUUGUGUACAACAUUUUCAUCCACUCUUAUGUAUACGUAUCUUGUGAUGUUACAAUCUCGCUAACAGUGCUUCAAGCGACAACGUAUGUAUUGACUCCAAUUGUCGACAUCAUAGAAGGAGAUCGUGAGCGUCAUUGAGUUCAAGUCUUGUUAAAGUGCCUCCAUGAUCGUCCGCCCCUCUCGUCUUCCCACCAUCCUCCAGCCACAUCUGGAGCUAUCUCGCCAGCAUCUACCCAGUAGUCCACGUGCUCAGAGGGUCAACAUUCACGAACUCGCUAUUCCACGCGCGUACCACUUCUCCCACCCAUCGACAUGGACGAAGUCAUCCCUGGGCUCUGGGUGGGGGAUAUCACGAGCGCGAAGGACACGGCCGGGCUCAAGAGCAACAACAUAUUCAGCAUCCUUUCUGCUAUGCGUGGACGGGUCACCAUAAACGAGGUCGGUCCCUUGCGUCUAUCUCCAAAUCCAAGUUCCGGCACGACGAUUGCGUCCCAGACCUUCAUCCAGCAUCAGAUCCUACUGGACGACACAGACGACACCGAUGUCCUGGUGCAUUUUAUCCCGGCGAUCACCUUCAUACAAAGCGAGCUGGACAAGGGGCGAGGGGUGCUGGUGCACUGUCAUGCAGGAAUGAGUCGGAGCGUCACGAUCGUGGCGGCGUAUCUCAUGUACACGCAGAAUAUUGAUGUGGAGAGGGCGUUGGACACGAUCCGCGCGGCGCGUCCGAACAUCGACCCCAAUCCAGGGUUCUUAUUGCAGCUGGAGAUUUUUCAUAAGGCCGCAUUCAAGAUCUCGCGACGCGACAAGACGACGCGGAUGUUCUACAUGGAGCGCGCCGUGGAAGAAGUGAUGAAUGGCGAUGGGAGUCUUCCAGAGACGACGAUGUUCGCGAAGUACCCACGAACACCGACGGACUCAGCGCCGUCGACGCCGGGGGGACCACGGAGGCGGAUCCGGUGCAAAAUGUGCCGCCAGGAACUCGCGACGCGGGAGCAUAUGUUAGAUCACGGACAGCUCGGUGCACCGACACCUGCAUCCGGGACGCCCGUAGCAUCGCGAGCCCCGUCUAUGAGCUCCGCGACGCGUCCGAGGCUGGGAUCCACGGGCGCUUUCACCAGUGCUCGACCGCGAAGACCGUCUGGGCUGGGAGAGCUCUCAAUGUCUGCGCUCGAAAUUGAGGAGGAGGAGGACGGCGAGGGCGGAGAUGUCGUCUCUCGUCGACCCCCCAUACGACGGCCGAUCAUCCACGGCGAUCUGUCGAUGUCGAUGAUGUCAGCCCUAGAUACCGAGGACGACGAUCAAGACCAGCACCCGAUCCCGAGCACCCAGGCUUUUCAAGCUGCGACGCUCUUGGGUCGUAGACUAUCAGAUGCGGUGCUGGCAUCUCCAGCGGCCGAUCCUAGCUCGCCGCCCGAGAAUCCGUCCCCCACUACCCACUUCUCAAGCGCCGAGGACAUGGUCGCGCAGCUCAAUGCUCACCCGAAGCUGGCUGCCUUGCGAAACCCGGCAAUGACACCUCUUACGCCGCUGCAGACCCCGGCUACCGGAUCGUCCACUGUCCCAUCGCGUCCGCUCCCGAUCAGUGCACCGAUCUUGGUGAACCCCAAGUGCUCGGGGUAUUUUGUGGAGCCUAUGAAGUGGAUGGAGCCGUUCCUGGAAGACGGACAGAUUGCGGGGAAGAUCAUGUGUCCCAACAAGAAAUGCAGUGCCAAACUGGGGAAUUACGACUGGGCAGGGAUGUGUUGUGGGUGCAAGGAAUGGGUCACUCCUGGGUUUUGUAUCAAUCGGUCUAAGGUGGACGAAGUGGUUUGAAUCAAGGCAUGUAUCAUAUAGGGUUCACUGCUACUUAUGUGAAUUAGGACAAUCGCAUACUACUGUUUGUUCGGUGGCUGAAGGUGCCACACACGAGCCUAUAACAUACAGUGCAUGACUUCGAGCACGACAGUCGAUGGUUGACCCUUGGGAGAACGGGUACCAAGAUGAGAUGAUGACUUUAAAUAAUUUGCCCGCGGCAGGAUCUCAC